Molecule: messenger RNA, 2816 nt
Organism: Diorhabda sublineata
Lineage: Eukaryota; Metazoa; Arthropoda; Insecta; Coleoptera; Chrysomelidae
Gene: Cog1
Product: conserved oligomeric Golgi complex subunit 1
Exons: 13
Coding region: 53-2665 (870 amino acids)
Biological process (GO): intra-Golgi vesicle-mediated transport
Cellular component (GO): Golgi apparatus; COG complex
Source: RefSeq, a predicted model, not a curated record
UAUUUUGUUGACGUUUUCACUUAAUACGCUUUUUAGGUUAAAUUUAAAUAAAAUGGCUAAAAAUCACAGUAACUUUUUAGAAUUAGACAUAGAAAAGUUGUUCGAAGAACAUGGUAUAGAUGAAAUUGUAGAAAUCGAAAAGGCACUGGAUGCAGAAAUCGAAAGGAAACGGAAAGAUUUGAGGUCAAUGGUAGGAGAUCGAUACAAGGAUGUAUUAGCCGCUUCUGAUGCAAUUAAAUCUAUGAAAACUAUAUCGCAGGACAUAGUUAGGAAUGUAGAACAAAUCACAAUCACAACUAGUGAACAGCUUAUUCAAAAUCCUUCAAGCUUCGACAAUAAACAUAAUUUCGCAGUGGACAGCUUAAAAAUUGAGGAACGUACUGUGAUUAGUCGUAUUAACUUGGCAAUCUUUAUCAAUGAACAAAUUUGGAUUUCUUUAGAUGGAGAAAAUAAUUUAGAUGCAGUACAAUACUAUCUAUUAGCCCAACAUAUUCAUACAGGUAUUAGUCUUUCAAAGAAGCAGUAUAUUGACAGAGUACCACUUUUGCAACAAAUAAAGUCAAAUUUGCUUGUGUUGAGGUCUAAAAUUUUUGAUAAAAUUACUAAAAAAUUAGAAUCUGUAGAAACUUCAGCUAAAGACACUAGUGAAAACUUGAAUGCUCUAUUAUUAUUAGAGAACCAAAGUAGUGAUGACUUAGUAAACAUAUUUAUUGAACAUCGUAAGACUGCUUUGACUACAGUUAUUAAUACCCCAUAUUCAAGUGUUAGAGCACAAAUUUGUUCAAUGGUUAAGUGUCUUAUGACCACCAUUCGACUUCUACAUGAAUGUUUUAUAAGUGUUAAAAAUGGGUUCAAAGGUUUAAUUUGGCAACAGCUGCAAGAAAUUGUAGGUAAUACAGCUCCCUCGACAUUAUCAAAAUUGGAGUUACCUAUCACACCUCUAAAUAGUUAUAUACCAGAGAUAAUAAAACAAUUUAAACCAAAAUGUAAGUUUUCAGACCACACUGAAAUGUCUUUGAAAGACACGGAAACUGUUCUAAAUAAUUGGAUGGAGUCUACUCAAAAAAUGAUUAAAGAUGGCUUAGAAAAGUCUCUGGAUUUGGUUCCAAAUAUUAGAGGACUACAUUUGACAAGAGAAGAAUCCUUAAAAAUUGAACCACCAGAUAAUUGGAAUGAAAUAUGCAAAGACUCACAUCUACCAGAUAAUUUUGAUAUAUGGUACUACUUUUUCCAAAAACUUAUAACACAAAGAUGCAAAAAUUUGAUUACUAAAAAAAUAUCUUCAAAUAUUUCUGAAAUUCAGAAAGAUCUUCGCCAGAUAUUAGACACAGCUGCAAAGUCAGAAAAAUCUGAGACUGAUCUACGUUGGUACACCUGGUCAGAAGAUAUGGAUGAUAUUAGCAAAAUUGAAAACGCUCAUUUAGGCCUUUCAAUGAAAACCAAGGGCCAUUCUCAAAAUAUAGUUGGUCUAUGUAAAAGAUUUGAUAAGAAAUAUUUAGAAUUAUUGGAAGACGCUUCUCAAUAUCUCUAUGGAAAAGAAUAUAGUACCAAUUUCACAAUGAUAGUAAAAGAUUUUAAGUUUAAAAGGAAAUACAUGGAUAAGACUGAUAUUGAAAAACAUUUGCAAAUUGAAUGUACCAAAACUUGUGUCCAGUUAUCAAAUUAUUGUAUCAACGUUCUAAUUGAAGAAACAUCAGAUCUUGUAACUAAAUCUAUAAUACUGGCGAGGUUUGUACAAGCGAUAACACAGUCCUGUCUUAACUUCUACAAGUGUUGUACGUUUAGUAACAGUGAAGAUUGGUUGAAAAUCUGUGAUAAUUUUAAUAAUACAAGUCAUAAAUUAUGGUCAAAUUGGAUAAAUGAUGUAUUGAAAGCAACAGAGGAACAUUGCCUCGCUUUAAAUGACAUUUCUCCGAAAAAAAUGCUCAAAAUACUUAGUAGAUGGGAUGAAAUCGAGAUACAAGAACACACUGAAGAGAAAGUUUUCAAAUCUCACAUACAUGUGCCACUAAAACCGAGUUUGAUUUUAAAUGAUAUUUUAGAAAAAUUGAUUGAUACUAUGGGCCUCAAAAUACCUCACACCAUACCAAAAUCGAUCCAUAUGCAAUACAUACAAAAUAAUAUGAUGGUUAUUUUAACUCACUACAUGAAGUUGACGGAAAAAGAACUGAAUCAAAAACAAGCUUUACAGUUUUUAUUCGACGUGAAAUUUUUAACCACUUUGUGCAUUCCAAGAGAAAAUGUUCAACUUGUCAGUUAUUCCCAAGAUAUUUGUGAUAAAUUUAGAAGUAGGAUAGAUCCUUUCGAUUUAGAUGUGUUUUAUUCUUAUUUGUUGAACAAUGUCAAAAAGGCGGUAGCACAAUCACAGGCGAUAUUAGGAUGUCUCUUGCCAUCUACUAAUCAAUUAUCCAGUUUAGGCAAAUCAGAGAAAUCCAAAGAAGAUCAAAAUCCAAAUUUAUUAGCUUUGAGUGUUCCAUCUAUGUCAACAUGGUUUCCACUUUUACCUGUAUCAGCUCCUUUACAGAGGUUACCUGGAUCAACAACUAAGAAUAAAGAACCCAUUCAGAAAUCCAAAGCUCCAAAGAAACCCCAAGAUCCUACAAGUAUAAUGAAGCAGAGCGCAGCGUCUCUGUUUGGUGGAUUGACAAGUGAUUGGUUUUCAUAACAUUUAAACAUUAAAUAUUUGUUAAUAUUUAAUCGUAUUGUACAUAAAAACAAAUGUUAUAUCGACUUAGUUUUGUGUAAAACUUUUUACAGCGUAUUUAUUCUAAGGAUAUAGGUAUUAUUUUCAAAUAAACGCCACAAUUAUAAAUAAA